AACUGCCAAGCCACCCUCCCUCAAAAUCCAGCAUAUAUAAAACAUCUUAAUUUACAUUUACCUUCAAAUCCCACUUGUUACAAAUCUUCCUAAACCCAUGAGGAUCAAAACAAAUUUCUCCUUUUGGCUUACUCUUAUUGCCAUUGUAGCCCUUUCCGUCGUCGUCKUCUUCUGCUCCUUCUCGCUUUCCUCGACCGCGAUCGGUCCUGAGACUGGUGGUUUUGAGCUUGGCAUUUUCAGAAGUCUAGUGAAAGAGAGCGGCUUGGAUGAUUAUUUUUGGUAUCUUGUAACUCAAAUUGUGUCCAAACACAAGCAGCAUCAUGGAUGGAAGCAUAGAAUUAGGAGUUGUGAUGAGAAGAAAUGGAACUCUGAGUUGAUAUCUAUAUACAAUGUUUCGCUAGCUUUGACAGUUGAUUUGAAGGGAUGUGCAAAUUUCAGCAGUGUGCAAAAGGCAGUGGAUGCUGUUCCUGAUUAUGCCUCUUCAAGAACCCUUAUCCUAAUUCAGGCUGGUGUUUACAGGGAGAAGGUGGUGAUAGAAGCCAACAAAACAAACUUGAUAAUCCAAGGACAGGGUUACCUCAACACUGCAAUAGAAUGGAAUGACACUGCCAAUUCCACAGGAUCCACCAUUUACAGCUCUUCAUUCACCAUCUUUGCUCUAAAUUUCACUGCCUUCAACAUCAGCUUCAAAAACACAGCUCCUGAGGCAACUCCAGGGAUAAGUGGAGGGCAGGCAGUGGCACUCAGAGUUGCAGCAGAUGAAGCUGCUUUCUAUGGCUGUGGAUUCUAUGGAGCCCAAGACACACUCUAUGAUUACAAGGGGAGACAUUACUUCAAAGAAUGCUUCAUUCAAGGAUCCAUUGAUUUCAUCUUCGGCAACGCCCGAUCGCUCUACGAUGGUUGCAAAAUAAAGUCAAUAGCAAAGGAAUUGUGGGGUGGAGGGGUAAGUGGAGCCAUCACUGCUCAUGCAAGGCAGUCCAGCAGCGACCAAACUGGGUUUGCUUUUGUCAACUGCACCAUCACUGGCUCCGGUAAGGUAUGGCUCGGCCGCGCCUGGGGGCCCUCUGCCACCGUCGUCUUCUCCACCACGUACAUGAGCGGAGUUGUCGCCCCCGAUGGAUGGAAUGAUUGGAGAGAUCCUUCCCGAGACCAGAGUGUGUUGUUUGGGGAAUAUGAAUGCUUUGGAGAUGGAGCAAAUUACAGGUUGAGAGUUCCAUAUGCAAAGCAGCUGAAUCAAAUGGAAGCUGAACCUUAUAUGGAUGUUUCCUAUGUUGAUGGAAGUGAAUGGCUCAUCUAUCACCAAACCACUUUCUCUGCCAAUUAA
Molecule: messenger RNA, 1324 nt
Organism: Momordica charantia (bitter melon)
Lineage: Eukaryota; Viridiplantae; Streptophyta; Magnoliopsida; Cucurbitales; Cucurbitaceae
Product: putative pectinesterase 14
Biological process (GO): cell wall modification; pectin catabolic process
Molecular function (GO): pectinesterase activity
Source: RefSeq, a predicted model, not a curated record